Papilio polytes (common Mormon) is the source of this 2478-nucleotide messenger RNA. It is a transcript of the gene pasha, whose product is annotated as microprocessor complex subunit DGCR8. Gene Ontology annotation, biological process: primary miRNA processing. Gene Ontology annotation, cellular component: microprocessor complex. The record is from RefSeq and is a predicted model, not a curated record. Gene Ontology annotation, molecular function: identical protein binding; primary miRNA binding; heme binding. Bases 246 to 2330 code for a protein of 694 amino acids. The transcript has 12 exons. Lineage: Eukaryota; Metazoa; Arthropoda; Insecta; Lepidoptera; Papilionidae.
UUGGCGUUGGCGUGUUCAUCUAGAAUAAAUUACUUCUAAAAUAAUUGGAAAAUAAUCAUGACAAAGUGAGAUAUCGCAUAAAACAACAAUUAUUUGUUAAAUCAGUUUCAUCUAGCUUGAAGUAUAUCCUUAUUUCAUUCAUUUAGAGCGCAGUAUAUUCCAGGAGGACACCGAAGUUCUAUCGCCUACUAUUUAGUACGGCUUUGUAAGAAACUGCAGUCUGUGACAUUAUCAGAGUAGGUAAUAUGGAGGCGGAAUCAAUUACGGAACCCCAAGCAAAAAGGCAGAAGACGGAAGUGGAGAAUGUAAAUGAAACAAUACCAGAGAUAUCAAAUGAUAUAGAUAUUACGAAUAAAGUUCUUGAUCCUGAUACAUAUACGAAUUUUGUGACACCCGAAGAAUUAGAGAGGUUACAGGAAUAUAAAGUUUUAGAUGAAGUUAAAUCAAAUGAUGAAGAUAGUAAUGACGAGGAAUCUGAAAGUUCUGAUGGUAAAGAAGAUCUACCCGAUGAGGAAAUAGAGAAGAUGCUUGAAGAGGAUCUACCUGAUGGUUUCAAACGCGCGCCAAAGCCUAAAGAAAAGCCAUAUGUGACAAGACAGAAGAUUGUGUUACAAGAGAAGGGAGUGAAUCAUUUCGAAGUGUUGCCGCUGGAUUGGAUGAUGGUACGUCAUUACAGUGGCAUGCCGAUCUACAUGCACCGCACCACGCGCGUCUGUACCCUGUCUAAGCCUUAUUUCUUAGGGAAGGGUAAUACCAGGAGACACGAUAUACCAAUCAGUGCUAUACCCUGUCUAUCAUAUAGGACAGCGUUAGAAGAAGAACAGAAACAGAAAGAAAUAGAUCAAAAGAUACAAGAGCAAAUCAGAAGUGGUUCCUGGGCUAAUGUUAGUCAAACAAACUCUUGCGUUCAAGAAAAUCAAACUGAAAAAGACAAUGAAACAAUAGUUAAGAAAGAAACUCAAAUCGUAGAUAUGGAUAAUGUAAAAAUUGAAAGAAAUGACGAAGAAUAUUCUAUCAAUGGUAAUAAAAUUGAAGCAUUCGAAGUCGAAAUAAAAGGAAUUAAAGUCAAAAGUGACGCAGAAUUAUUAGCUAAAGAAAUCAAAACUGAUGAAAAUCAAGACGAAAAUACAGACUUAUCACUAAGGUGUCCAUUUAUUGGCCAGAAUGCUAACGAAAGUACAGAAACGCAAGUAAAUGAAGAUAUACCGUUAAGUAGACAGCCGGUAGUGUUGCCAGGAGGUAUAGUGAUGCCACCACCGAGAGUGGAAUCUGUAAAUUCCAGUUGGAAAACGCAACAUCUGACACCGGAACAAAUAAACGAUUAUUGUAAACGUCUCUUCAAGUUUAGAACAGUAAAUAUAAUGCAUUUCAACCGAUGGGCGGAUCGCCGUAAGUAUACAAAAGCCAGGAAGACACUGCAGUAUCCCACAUUGCCCGAGGGAACUAAACUCAUCACCAUACCAGCGCAGAACACGGGCACCGAGAAUGGUAACAAGGCGGCGAAACGCGACUGGGUGAUGAACAUGAACGGGCGCUGCUACCUCUCCGUGUUCCACGAGUACGUGUACCGCGCGCUGCAGAAACAACCUGUCUACGAGUUUAAACAACUCGAGAACGCGUCGACGCCGUACCAGGCGACGGUGUACAUCGGCGGCAUGCAGUACGGCGUGGGCUACGGCUCCAGCAAGCGCCAGGCCAAGUCCGCGGCCGCGCGCGCCUCCAUACACAUCCUCAUACCGGAGAUGCGCGACCAGAUUGAACCUGCGCCCGCGCAGCAGGAGCCCGACUUCUCGUUUUUCGACUACGUGAGUAUCGAGGACCCUCGUAUCUCCGAGUUCUGUGCGGCGACGUGCGAGCCCUCCCCGCACGCCAUACUGCGGACUUGCCUGCUGAGGAACUUCGGUGCUGGAGACAGACAUAUACAUACUGAGAUGAAGAAGCUGGAGUACCAGAAGAUCGAGCUGACGAUGAAGGUGGGCAAGCACAGCGCCACCGUCGUCUGCAAGAACAAGAAGACCGCGAAGCAGCGCGCCUCGCAGUCCAUACUGCAGGCGUUACACCCUCACGUGAGAUCCUGGGGCUCUCUUCUGCGUCUCUACGGCUCUCGUUCUGUAAAGAGUUGCAAAGAGAAGAAGCUAGAAGAACAGCAGAUCACCCUCUUGCAGGACAAAGCGCGUCAGAACGAGCCGAAUUACGCCGUGUUGGAGAAACUGCGCAAUGAAAUGCUUAAAUUAAGGGAAAGGGAUGAAGCCGUGGUACCUAUAGGCACCCUCCUCCUCCCCGCAGACCUCCCCCCUUCUGCUUCUGAUCUCAAUCAUGUCCAAUUGUAACAUCCAUACAAUUUACUAUUUUUCAUCCCCCCCUAUCUGUCAGAUUAGUAAGUACAUUUUUGCUAGAUAUGACUGUUGCUCGCGAUUUCGCCCGUGUGAAAUUAAAAAAAAAAAACUGAAUAUAACCUAUAAAUAAACCUUUCUAAUG